AUGGCUGACAAACUUUAUGGUGGAGCUUACCUCUCUCCCUUUGUUGAUGCUGUUUUGGACAACCUGACUUCAAUACUUGAAGAUGACUCGGUCCUCAAUGGAAACUACUCUUCCCUUGAGUUGCUUGGAAGGUUGCAGAAUUGUCUGUAUGAUGUUGGACCUGUUCUUGAUGAUGCUGAGCUGAAGCAGUUCACUGACAAGAGAGUCAAGAAGUGGCUUGUUGAUCUCCAAGAUGCUCUCUAUUUCGCUGAUGAUUUGCUCGACGAACUCUCCACCAAAGCCGCUAUUGCUGCCACUCAAAGGGAUCCAGGUAACUCUUCCUCCUGGUCUCGUCUUGUUGAUUCGUAUAUUGAAGAUACCGGUGACAUGGAAAAAAUAGUUGGCACACUAGAGUCCGUUGUAAGACGCAAAAAUUAUCUUCGUCUGAAGGAGAGUGCCAAGGUGGACAUGUCAUGGAGAAUUCCAUCCACAUCUCUCCUUGAACCAUCGGAGAUAUGUGGCCGGAAAGAAGACAAGGAGGCUAUACUGAAACUGUUGUUGGAUGAUGAUGAUGCUGCUGAUGGUGAUUUAUCUGUCAUUCCCAUUGUGGGCAUGGGCGGAAUAGGAAAGACUACUUUGGCCCAAUUGCUUUACCACGAUGACAAAGUGAAGGAGAAUUUUGAUUUUCGAGGUUGGGUUUGUGUGUCAGAAGAGUUUGAUGUUGUCAAGGUCACCAAGACUAUAAUCGAGGCAAUAACUUCAAGUUCUUGUAACUUGACAGAUUUGAAUUUACUUCAGCAUGAUUUAAAAGAAAAGUUGUCCAGGCAAAAGUUCUUUAUUGUUUUGGACGAUGUCUGGAAUGAAAACUAUGAUGAUUGGAAUACACUUCUAAAACCUUUUCAGAGAGGGGUUAAGGGAAGUAAAAUUCUUAUAACUACUAGAAAUAAAAAUGUGGCUUCUGUAGUGCAAACUGUUUCACCUCAUGAACUAAGUUUAUUGUCUGACGAAGAUUGUUGGUUAGUGUUUUCAAAGCAUGCACGUCUUUCACCUGUUUCUGUGGAGAAUCCAACCCUGGAAAAAAUCGGCAGAGAUAUCGUAAAGAAGUGUGAUGGAUUGCCAUUGGCAGCUCAAGCCCUUGGAGGCAUAUUGCGUGGAAAUUCUGAUAUCAGAUAUUGGAAUCAUUUAUUGAAGAGUGAAAUCUGGGAACUCUCCAAUGACAGAAUAAAUGUUGUUCCAGCGUUAAGGAUAAGUUAUUAUUUUCUUCCUUCAUAUUUGAAGCAGUGCUUUGUUUAUUGUUCCCUGUAUCCCAAGGACUAUGAAUUUAGCAAAGAUGAAUUGUUGUUGUUAUGGAUGGCAGAGAAUUUUUUACAACCAGUAGGAAAAAAGGCCAUGGAAGAAGUUGGUGGUGAAUAUUUUGAUGAAUUAAUUGCGAGAUCAUUUUUGCAACCUCAUAGUACCGAGGAAAAUAAAUUUGUGAUGCAUGAUCUUGUUCAUGAUUUAGCAAUGACAUGUGGUGGAGAAUUCUAUUUCAGAGCUGAAGAGCUUCGGAAUGCAGUUGAGGUUGAUAUUAAAGCUCGUCAUUUGUCACAUAACGCCAAAGGCAAUUAUCCAAUGUCAAAUCUUUUGGGACUUUGUGAUAGAGUAAAACAUACAAGGACAUUUCUUGAAAUCAAUUUGGAGUUACGGAUCCCAUUUAACAUGGAAAAUGCACCUUGUAUUUUGUUGUCACAGUUAAAGUACAUGAGGGCUUUGUCGUUGAAAAACUUUCCUCUUCUGUCAGUGCCUGUUUCAAUAGGUGAGUUGAUUCACUUGCGUUACUUGGAUCUCUCUUUCACCAACAUUGUGACAUUGCCAGAGUCGUUGGGUAACCUGUACAACUUGCAGACCUUGAAGUUGUAUUCCUGCUAUAAUCUGAAAAUGCUACCUGUUCGCAUGGAAGACCUUGUAAAUUUGCGCCAUCUUGAUAUUAGAGGGACUCGGUCAUUGCAUGAGAUGCCGAAAGGCAUGAGCAAGUUGAAAAACUUGCAGUUUUUAAGCGACUAUGUUGUUGGGAAGCGUGAAGAGAACAAGAUCACAGAAUUGGGAGCACUUGCAAAUCUACACGAAUCAAUUUCCAUUGGCAAAUUGGAGAAUGUGGUGAACAGCAGUGAAGCUUUGGAGGCAAGAAUGUCCGAUAAGGAUGGCAUUGAAUCUAUAAAGUUAACUUGGUCGUGGAAUGAAGAGGAGAAUACAGUUGAUUCCGAAAUGGAAAGAGAUAUACUUGACAAGUUACGACCUCACACUAAUUUGAAAGAGUUAUAUAUCUAUGGUUACAGGGGUACAACAUUUCCAGAUUGGGUGGGACAUUCUUCCUACCACAACAUCACCACAAUAACACUGGAUGAUUGCCGGAAUUGCUGUAUGCUUCCUUCACUUGGACAGUUGCCCUCUUUGAAGCACCUGGAAAUUUCAGAUUUUGGAAGUCUGGAAAGUGUGGGUGCUGAGUUUUACUUUAACCAGAAUGGUGAAUCUUGUUUGGAGACACCACCAUUCCCAAUGCUUGAAACUCUUUCGUUUGAGAAAAUGCCUUGCUGGAAGGAGUGGCGUUCACUGGAGUUCAAUGCAUUUCGGAGACUCCGAGAGCUUUCCAUAAAUAACUGUCCCAUGUUGAGAGGAGAUUUGCCCAAUCAUCUACCAUCUUUGCAAUCCCUUCAGAUUUGGAAUUGCGAGCAGCUGAGUUGUUGUGUUCCAAGAUCUCCUGAAUUGACCUCUUUAAGGAUAGAAGGCGGGAAUGAAGUGAGAAUUGGGGAGCUACCUCCUUUACUGCGUGAGGUAUCAAUUGCAGGAAACUAUCACGUGGAGUCGGCGGUAGAGGCCAUAAUGCACAUGCAACUGAGUUGCCUGACGUCUUUAUGCAUCUCAGAUUGUUCCUCCCACAUAUGGUUUCCAGUGAGUGGUAUUCCCGCAUCACUACAACAGUUGACUAUACGGUGUUGCAGAAAACUAGAAUUCCAAAUGGAUGGCCAACAUCACUCGCUGCAGGAACUAUCAAUAGAGAACUGCUGUGAUUCAGUUACAUCCUUCUCGUUGUUGGAUUCCUUUCCGAAUCUCAUGCAUGUUCAUAUCAAUGGCUGUGGAAACAUGAAGUGUAUUGUGGUGUUACGCUCUCUUCCAUGUAUCCGUUCUUUACGUAUCUACUGGUACGGGAGUUUGAAAUCUGUGUCAAAGCUAUUAAUGGCAGCACCUCAGCUCGAGGAUCUCACAUUAGUGGGUUGCCCAGAGGUUGAUUUGUCUCCUACAGGGAAUGGGGAUCCACACCGUAGCCUCAGAUCUCUUGAAAUCAGCUACAUCGAGAAACUGGUGAGCUCUGCAGCAUUCAUGAAUUCGCAAUUUCAUGGGCUUACUCAUCUUACCAUUCUUGGUCAAUACGACGAGAGUGUGAAGUCCCUCCCAAGGGAAGGAUGGUUGCCUGCCUCACUUGAGUCUCUCACACUGAGAAGCAUUGAGAGUCUGGAGACGUUGGAAUGCAAGGGACUUGCCCACCUCACCUCCCUCCAACGUGUAACUAUCACUGAUUGUUGGAAUCUGGAGUAUAUCGAGGGAGAUAAGCUGCCUGCCUCUCUAAUACAACUCAGCAUCGAUGGAAGCCCUUUGCUGUCCGAACCAUGUCAGAAGAAGGAUCCACAGCUUUGGCCCAAAAUCUCCCACAUCCCCGCCAUUCAAGUUGAUGGCACAUGGAUUUCGUAA
Molecule: messenger RNA, 3705 nt
Organism: Arachis ipaensis
Lineage: Eukaryota; Viridiplantae; Streptophyta; Magnoliopsida; Fabales; Fabaceae
Source: RefSeq, a predicted model, not a curated record